Miscanthus lutarioriparius is the source of this 705-nucleotide messenger RNA. The record is from the annotation of a GenBank genome assembly. NCBI's taxonomy places the organism in Eukaryota, Viridiplantae, Streptophyta, Magnoliopsida, Poales, Poaceae.
AUGGCGGCGGCAGCGGGAGUGGAGUUGCGGCUGCUGGGGGAGUGCCUGAGCCCGUACUGCAUCCGGGUGAAGCAGGCGCUGGCCGUGAAGGGUGUGGCCGGGUACGAGUACGUGGAGGAGGACCUGGAGCACAAGAGCGAGCUGCUGCUCAGCUCCAACCCGGUGCACGGGAAGGUGCCCGUGCUCAUCCACCGCGGCGCGCCCGUGUGCGAGUCGCUCGUCAUCGUGCAGUACGUGGACGAGGCGUGGGCCGGGCCUGCCAUCCUGCCGUCCGAUCCGUACGAGCGCUCUAGGGCUCGCUUCUGGGCCGCCUACAUCGACGACAAGUUCUUCCCAUCGUGGGAGCCGUUCUUCAAGUCCAAGACCGCGGAGGACAGGGCCGAGACGUUCAAGAACGCCAUCCCUGCGGUGGAGACUCUUGAGAAGGCCCUCACGGAGUGCUCCAGCUCCGAGGGGAAGCCCUUCUUCGGCGGCGACAGCAUCGGGUACGUCGACGUGGCGCUAGGCGGCUACCUUGCGUGGAUCAAGGCCGUGGACGAGGUGGCCGGCACCAGCCUCUUCGACGAGGCCAAGUUCCCGCGGCUCGCCGCGUGGGCGGAGCGCUUCGCGGCGGCGGACGCCGUCCGGGACGCGUCCCCUGCCGUCGAGGACAUCGUGGUGUUUUACAAGAAAAUGCAGGCGGCUGAGACCGGCGCGGAGCACUGA